Notolabrus celidotus (New Zealand spotty) is the source of this 1395-nucleotide messenger RNA. Its product is annotated as vasopressin V2 receptor-like. Lineage: Eukaryota; Metazoa; Chordata; Actinopteri; Labriformes; Labridae. The transcript is spliced from 6 exons. The record is from RefSeq and is a predicted model, not a curated record. Gene Ontology annotation, molecular function: vasopressin receptor activity; peptide binding. Gene Ontology annotation, biological process: G protein-coupled receptor signaling pathway; positive regulation of vasoconstriction; regulation of systemic arterial blood pressure by vasopressin. The coding region runs from base 1 to 1377 and encodes 458 amino acids. Gene Ontology annotation, cellular component: membrane.
AUGUCAGUCUCCAUGGCUACAGACUCUUACCCGCCCCUCGACUGGUCGGUCGUCUCUGUGACCCCCGCGGGCAGAAACGUCACCGGCUGGCAGCGUGACAGCCUCCUGGCGGUGGCUGAGGUGGUGGUGCUGGCGGUCAUCCUGGUGAUGGCGCUGCUCGGGAACGGGCUGGUGCUGGUGGUGCUGCUGAGGCGGAGACGACACCACAACCCGCUGCAUCAGUUCAUGCUCAACCUCUGCGUGGCCGACCUGGUGGUGGCGUUGUUCCAGGUGCUGCCUCAGCUCGUGUGGGACGCUAAAGGUCGUUUCCCGGGUCCAGACUUCCUGUGUCGUCUGGUGAAGUACCUGCAGGUCCUCGGGAUGUUCGCCUCCUCCUACAUGAUCGUUGCGAUGACGAUGGACCGUCACUACGCCAUCUGCUGCCCCCUGCUGGCGCACCGCAGCGGAGCCACUCAGCGCUGGAACAGCUUCAUACUGCUGGCCUGGGGGCUGUCACUGCUGCUCAGCCUGCCACAGGUCUUCAUCUUCUCGCGUUCAGAAGUGGCUCCAGGUGUCUACGAGUGUUGGGGGAACUUUGCAGAGUCCUGGGGCCUCAAAGCCUACGUGACCUGGAUGACCCUGGCAGUCUUCAUCCUCCCGGCCCUCGUCAUCACAGUCUGCCAGGUGCGAAUAUUCAAGGAGAUCCACAACAAUCUGUACCUGAAGUCAGACCGGCGGCUGUCCCCCGUCUCCCUCCCUCCAUCCAGACGGGACAGCCAGAGAGGAGGAGGAGGAGGAGGAGGAGGAGGAGGAGGAGGAGGCAGAGGGAGAUCCAGUCUCUCUCUGUAUGUUGCACCAAUUAUGUUCAACAACCCUGUGAGCCAGACCAGCUUUGAGCCAGGAUCUACAUUUGCACACCUGCAAAUGGGUCCACUCAGGUCCAACAGCAUGACUCCACAUUGUGACAUUCACACCUACACAGCUGUUCAUCCAGCUGAGCUGCAGCCGGAUGUCCUGCCUGACCCUGCAGCGCCCUCUGCUGUCUGCUGCAGCCCACCGAAAGCCCCCCAAGCCCACGGUGGAGGAGUAACAGCAGCCAUGAAGAAGACUGUGAGGAUGACUCUGGUCAUCGUGCUCGUCUACUCGCUCUGCUGGGCUCCGUUCUUCAGCGUCCAACUGUGGGCCGCAUGGGACCCAGACCCACCCAAGAACGGUGCAGUCUUCACCCUGCUGAUGCUGCUGGCCAGUCUGAACUCCUGCACCAACCCCUGGAUCUACUCUGCCUUCUCCAGCAGCGUGUCCCCGGAGCUCCGUCUGCUGCUGCUCUGUCGGAAGCCCUCACCGCGCCGAGGCUCCUUACCGAGCGACUCCACCACCACACACAACUCCAACUACUGAACAGAAGCCACAACACCU